GUUGAUGCAUCCUUCUUUGCUCUUCUCUUCUGCAUCCCCUCUCCCCUGGCUGCUGCCUUCCUCCAGCAGCUUCUCUUCCACCAUGCACCAUUCUCCAAGACCGCCUACACCCUCCCCCUCCACAGCAGCUCAAAUCCUUGGGCACAGCCAUACCCAGUCCUCAUUCAACUCCCUACCCGUUCAAAGCUCUGUCUCUUCGCCUCAACAGAUCACCAUGAAUUCCAACAACUGAAAGCUCCAAUGAAUUGAACCAUGCCUCUUCUACUUGGGGUUUCAUCCUGGCACAGAGGUGCCAGCUCUCCCUCCCGUUCACCCUUGGUAGUGGUUCUUCAUCAAACCUCAAGAUGGAGCUGCAAAGGAGUUCACGGUCAACGGCUAAGACGGUCCGGACAACUACUGCAAGGAUCCCCCCUUCAGAAACGAGUCGAUGAGCGGCAUCGGUGUCCGUCUUUCUUGCUGCAGAGGCAGCAAAUACCACAACAACGGACACUGUGAGGACACUGUGAGGUUCCAGUUCAACAUGCAAGCAAAACACACAGUCCUCAUACUCACAACAGCCCUGGGGCACAAAUUCGUCCUUAACUCCUCUUGCAGUCAGCUUUACUGGGUGGAAACUCUGUCCUCAUCGGAAGAGUACAAGCGUUUUAGAAUCGACCAUGAAACGGAAUUUGAGCCGUACAUACCUCCAGGCAGGGAACUCGAGUGGACAGAUUGGUGGGAACGCUCCAUAGUGGAAGACGUCGAGGAGUUGACCAAGACCCACUUGGACACAAACGGCGGUAUUGGCUCCAUCCUUAAGCUUCCGGCUUCUCGGUUUGACGGCCAUUGCUUCGCAUCAAUUGCAGUUCAGGUUGGGAGCUACGAUGCGAGCCCGGGACGAGGCCGUCCAGUGCUCACCGCCCCAUCUUCAAGUUCUCGUUCCUCUCCUAGCUGUGCCCUCGACAUCUACAUCAUGAUACAGCCUGGCCAACCCCCCGGUUUCAACUCCCACCGCGCCAACGCCCGCGCUCUCGCCCACGCCCCAGCCCCAGCCCCAACCCCAACCCCAGCCUCACAAAUGUCUGGAUUUUGAAGAACAGAGGUUCUUCCCGGGCUUGGAAGUGGGCGCUUGGUUUCCCACGCGGCUGCCUGUCGGCUUUGGCAAACGGAGCUUGAGAACAUCCCAGGCUGGAACUGCAGGCAAUGGACUCUGAGUCCUCCAUCCACAAAUGGGUCUCGGAAGAACAGAGGCUCUUCCUUUCACACACCUCCGCGGGCUCGUCAUUCUAUCAGGCCGUGGGGGAGAGCCCAAGCCGGAUAAACAACGUGUUCCCCCUUCCGCUCAGCCUGCCACGGGAUUGGGGGUGCGCGCCAUUCGCCAAGAAGACUGCCGUGGCCACUGGCCGCGCUGCUGCCAACAAGAAAGCGCAGUCUACUGGUGGUGCUGGUCCCGGUGAGAACCCCCAACCUACUGGCACUCCAAGCGCUUUUGCGACGGCGAGGCAGCUAAGUCUUGCGGCAGCGAUGGGCGCAGGUCCUGUGGCGGCGGAGUCCUUGAGUCAACCCACUACCGGCGGCCUGGCCCAGAACUCGAAGCGAGACCAUGAGCAGGCAUUCCCUCCCCGCGAGCCGAAGAGGCCUACAGACAGACAACCGAGGUCAGAACUUCCCUCACCCAGCAGCUCAAUGAGUCUCGUGCUGCGUGCGAUGAGGCAAAUCAUCCUCCAUCCUCACUCGGCUCACCCUCUGCCACCUUCGGGGAAGAAUGCCGACAUCUCAUUCCCCCGCGAGACCUCUUCAUCCGACGCCAGGAACCUGGUUUGGCCUGGUAACUCCAGGCAUCCCCAGGUGCCGCGUGCCAUCGACCAACCGCCUUGACCACCUGGGCCCUUGGGCGGCCGACAUUUGGCUUCAGAGGAAGCCAUCGCGCAAGCUACCCCGUCCUCCGAGGCUGCCCUGCCCUCUGUCGGCUGCCGCGGGCUUUCCGCGACCUCCGCAUCAGGGCCAGCGGACUGAAAAGCUCCUUGCAUGUGGUUGAUCCUUCGCUUCAUCUACCUGUCACGGAGGACACCUCCAACGAAGCCAACAGUGGGCGCACAUCCCCGCAGUCAGACGCAAGCAUUGGGGAGAGCACCCCAGCCGGCUCCAGGGUUUGGGGGAGGGGCAGUUCGGUACUGCCAUUGUUCAGAGGAACGGGAGUCAUCAUAUCGACUUUCUGCAGAUGAAUGGAGGACCAUAGAUUAGUCGGCCACUGGGCACCCCCAUAGCUUGAAUGACCACAUGAGCACACUGCCACUUGA
This is a messenger RNA of Diaporthe batatas, 2279 nucleotides long. RefSeq lists its product as uncharacterized. Bases 1183 to 1857 code for a protein of 224 amino acids. The transcript has 5 exons. The record is from RefSeq and is a predicted model, not a curated record. NCBI's taxonomy places the organism in Eukaryota, Fungi, Ascomycota, Sordariomycetes, Diaporthales, Diaporthaceae.